Molecule: messenger RNA, 1053 nt
Organism: Notothenia coriiceps (black rockcod)
Lineage: Eukaryota; Metazoa; Chordata; Actinopteri; Perciformes; Nototheniidae
Product: RING finger and transmembrane domain-containing protein 1-like
Exons: 6
Coding region: 232-1047 (271 amino acids)
Biological process (GO): positive regulation of ERAD pathway
Cellular component (GO): endoplasmic reticulum
Molecular function (GO): ubiquitin protein ligase activity
Source: RefSeq, a predicted model, not a curated record
GAAGAAGUUUGCGGACGUCGGCUGUCGUAAACAGCGUCAAUAUGUCAGAACGAGCAGCGUAUGGCUUAGCCUGAAAGAUAACAGCUUGGUUUUCCUUUUGGUUUAUUUUGCUUUUGUUUCGUUUGGCGACUUGGACUUUAUAUUAAAUGGAGACCAAUAGCUUACUAUGAAACUCCGGGAUCAGAAUGACAGCCCUGGGGAGACGUUCAAUGCAACACUGACUGCUAGCCAAUGCCUGAUUCCAGAAGAGCACUGAAACUGAGGUAUUCCCCUGCUGUAAUGCAGCCUAAUUCAAGUGAAGGAAAUGGUUUAUCCCUGAACCUGCAGCCAGAGCCCACCAGGCCUCCAGCCCCCGGGGCGGCUGCUGCCAGCCCUGAGAGCAACGAGGUGAGGGUAAAUAUGACCAGCAAGCCGGGGGAGAGCGGUGGAGGCGCGUCAUCCAGGAGAUCCAGAGUCAACUCCCACAGCCACACACACUCUCAGCCGCACUCACACAACCGGGGGCCGCACCACUCCAAUCCAGAGGCCGAGCUGGACCCGCCGGACUCUGAUCUGGACUCAGGAGAACCCAGCUCCUCCUUUUCUGAGCUCCGGUGUCUCUUCCGCUGGCUUCAAAAGAGUCUUCCUUUUCUCGUCAUCAUUUGUGCUAAACUGGUCGUCCAACAUGCUCUUGGGCUAGCAGUUGGGGUUGGCCUCUUCACAACUUUUCUAUAUGUGAAUAAAAACAUUCAAACUCAAGUAUUUCUUCAGGAUCGCCACUCCAAGCUGCAGUGUGUAUGGCUGCUAGUGUUCCUGACCUCCUCCACCCUCCUGCUUUACUACACCUUUCUCAGUGAGACACUCCACUAUUGCCUCAUCUUCCUCAGCCCCACCAUCGAGCCGCUGGGUUUCUGGGAGGUUCUGUGGACUGUCGGCAUCACCAACUUCAUAAUAAAGUUUCUCUUUAUGGGGAUGAAGUGCCUUAUCCUGCUGAUGCCGUCCUCACUGGUGAACUAUAAAACCCAGGUGAGUGCAGUGAAGGUUUUAUCUCUAAAGUAUUAUCACUAAAUGUGA